Messenger RNA from Mycosarcoma maydis (corn smut), 4524 nucleotides. RefSeq lists its product as uncharacterized. NCBI's taxonomy places the organism in Eukaryota, Fungi, Basidiomycota, Ustilaginomycetes, Ustilaginales. The record is from RefSeq and is a predicted model, not a curated record. The transcript has a single exon. Bases 1 to 4524 code for a protein of 1507 amino acids.
AUGAGCUCGCAACGUUUGCCGCAGUCAUCGCUGUCGCCAACGCCAUCCAUUCCUGCUUCGGAUCAGCCAGCACAGAGCCAAGCAAACGAUCUUGUCGCUGCUAGGCCACCCAAGACCAUCACCAAACCCAACCACAACGCGUCACCAUCGGUUGCUUCCAUUGGCCCACGCAAUCGAGCAAGACCACGCACCAACGCCGCCGAUCCAUCAUCCCAGACUGGCUCUACUUGCCACGACAUUGAUCAAGCAGAGAAGCAACAUGGAGCCAUUCAUCCCUCAUCAACCUCAUCUACACAACGCGACUUGGACAACGGCAAUCCCUAUCCCAAACCCAAACCCAAACCCAAGCGUAUGCGUAUCCCACCUCUCAUCACCAGACAUGGCAAGCGCUUGGCCAAGCUUGCCGGCUUCGACCCGCUGCCUUGGUACAUCAGCUGGAUCCCACCAUGCUUUACCUGGCCCAAACUCAAACCCGUCAUCCGCUCCGCCUUGCUCGCCUGGAUCUGUAUGCUCAUCUUCCUCAUCGGUCCAUCGGAGCGUGCGCUUGGUAGCGCCUCGUUCCUCGUCCUCGUAGGCUCGUUCAUCCAGCCCGCCGAAGCGCCUCUCGCCGCUAUCGUCGAGCGCGAGUUCUUCACGCUCGUCUUUGUGUGCGCCGCAUGGGCCUGGUCCAACAUCGCCAUCGCCAUCUCGCACGCCGUGCGCAAGAACAAAGUUUCGCAAGCAGAUACCGACCUCCAACGUGCAUUUCGAGGCGACUACAUCGAAGCGAGUCCCAGUAUCGUCUGCGCAGUCUUCCUCUCGGUCGGCUCGGCCGUGGUGCUCUACGUCAAGAUCCGGUUUGGUCCGAGUCCGUUUCUCUUUGCUAGUGUCCUGAGCUGCAUCCUUAUGAACAUCUGCUUGACCUACGCUCCCCUGUACCCUUUCGCCUUUUACUCGCUAGGCCAGUCGGUCGUCGUGCCACUAGCCGUCAAGGCGGCCAUCAACAUGAUCCUCAGCAUCGUCUUCUUCCCCAAGUCGGUCAAUUCGCAGUUUGUCGAGCGCCUCGUGGCCGUACUCGUCCCGAUUGCCGAUGCUUGUGCCGACCAAGUCAAGCUUCUGCAAACCUCGCCUCUCGACACACCCUCUACCAGCGCCGACAAUGCGCAAAACGGUAACGACCAGAACACGCGCUCAGCACCGCAAGCCGACAAGCAGGAUGGAUUUGAUUUCGACAUGGUCAAACGCAAACUCGCAGCCGCCGAAAGUGGAAUGAUGCCCAUGACCAUGGCUUCGCGUCUGCUCACACGCGAGAUCUCGUUUGGUCUCGCCAGUGGCGACGAUCUCAGGACUUUGGAGCGCCUCUCGCGUUCGCUCAUCGCUCCGGCUGAUGGAUGGUCCUACUACUACUCUUCCAUCAAGGCCGACAUCCAGUCGGCUCACUUUCCUAAGACGCCCGUACCUUCACGUCUAGCCACACCUGCCAUUACGCCCGUCAUCACGCCUCGUACAUCGCUCGAGCAUUCGCAUAAUCCUUCCGAAUCCGGUCAUGCCAGUCACAACGCCACCGUCCAUCGUCCGAGCCAUACUCCCACGCACCACAGAGACAGUCUUCACCAAACCCAUUUCUCGCCACACCUGCAUCCUCGCUCGCGACCCCAUUCGCCCGCUUUAACAUCGCUGAUUCCGAUUCCGAUUCCGAUUUCCACUGCGCACCCGCCAGCUUCCGCCCCUGCGUCGACGUCCCACAACGACACGAUGCACACGCUACCUCCAGCCUCAGGAUCGUCGACUCCCUACCGUGAAUCGCCCCUGCACAACCAGGCAGUUGCUCACGAAUCUUCCAACGCGCGUACCGCCUAUCGGCAGCUCGACGAACAUCCCUCUGUACAAGCGGGCAACGAACUGACCUCGUCGCGCUUUCGAAAAAUGGCUCGCUCGAUUGCUGCGGCUUCGCGCAACUCUUCACCUCGACGCUGGAUGCACCACGCCCACCAUAGCUCAUCUGACCUUCGCGAACAUCAUCACAGCAACGAUGGUCGCUAUCAACAUGCAUGGGAUCGCUCUAGUCAGCUGCUCCACAAUUUUGUGCACAAGCGAGAUCCGGCUCCCGUCGCGAUUUGGGAGUCGAUCCGCUUCGGCAAUCUGGAAACUUACCUGCACACGUCGGACUGCAACUACGUGACCGAGAUGUUUGCGCAGCUGCUCGGUGAGACUCUGUGCGAUCUGCUCGUUGCAAAUGCAGAAGCGAUCCGGCAUAUCGUCGCGUGGUUGACACAUCUCAACUCGCAUCGAUACACCUUGUUGCGUGAGCGCUUCCUGCUUUCGCACCAGCAGCGAGCGCAAAAGGGCCGUCGGCAGGCGGAAGAAACUAGCAAGGUGAUCGGCGACUUGCAAGCCGAGCUCGACGAAUUCCGGCAGUCUGGACGACUGAAAGUAUUGGACCCGUACAAGGACGCCUUGAGACACGACGAUACGGCUCUUGGCAGCCACGAUCUGGCUGCCGAGCUGGACCUGCGCACGGGGCCAGGCGAGAUCGGCAAGAUUCACCACAGAUACCUGUACCAGGUGUGGCUACAUCAGUUCCACACGAUCAGCUUCACCGAGCGCAUCUUGGAUCUGCUCCGACAAGUAGAGAGCCUUCAGAAGCAAAGGACGGCUGCACAGCUCUGGUAUCCGCUUUGGCCGCGCAUCUUUUCGGCCGAUCUGUGGCGAACCACGUCGGGCUCCACACACGACGACGACGAGCCGGACGACGAACCGGACCAUAUCCCGGACAUCACCAGUGAUACCCCCGUCGCUUCCCGACAGCGCAGCCGCAGCGGCGAGGCAGCCGUCGAGGCAGCCUCGUCCACCGACGUCAACAGCAAAGCCCAAGACGAACCGCGUCUAGCUCGAAACCGCGCCGAAGCACACGCGCAUUUCUCUCAAGACAAGCACGACACUUGCACCGCCAAUCACGUCGUGCCACACGAGCCUAUCGUCGAUCUCGGCGCCACACGCGCUCGCGAUCCCGAUGCGCUUGACCCGGAAGGCUUGUUGCAAGUAGUCGGACACACCAUCUACUUUUGCACACGCCGCGCGUUGCACGGCAACACGCUGUUUGGCGUCAAGGCUGCCGUCCUGAUUGCGCUCGUAUCUCUGCCUGCAUACAUGAAGUCGUCGGCAGGAUGGUGCUACGAGAACCGUGCCAUCUGGGCCAUCUUUAUGGCGCAACUCACCCUGGCACGCUUUCGAGGCGAGACCGCAUUCGCUCUGUUGUCGCGCAUCCUCGCUACCGUGAUCGGUGCUGUGUUUGCGCUCAUUAUCUGGUACCUUUCCACGGGCAAUGGACGCGGCAAUGCAUACGCGCUCGGUGGCGUAACCGCAGUAGCGUUUCCGAUGCUCAUGAUGUUCAGGAUCUACUUUCCCGGCCCACCCAUCACGCCCAUCAUUGCAUCUGUGACGACCGCGCUCAUCGUCGGGUACAGCUGGAAGGACGUGAGCAACCCAACGCCCGGCUCGCCUGGUUUUGGAUGGGACACGACGUGGAGGAGGUUUGUAACCGUUACCAUUGGCGUAUCGGCGGCUUACAUCUUUAGCUACCUGCCGCCGAGUUCGACGUUGAGGCAGUAUCAGCGACUUUCUCAUGCGGCAACGAUUGCCGAGCUGGGCAAGAUUUACUGCGCGGUAGUGGGCAUUGCCAGUCAUCCGCAUCGACAGCAAGAGCCAGAGCCCGAGCCCGAGCCCGAGCCCGAGCCCGAGCCAGAGCAACAGCGAGAGCAGACCUUGUCGACGAGUGGCGUGGCCAAGAUGACGCCGUCUGCGCCGGGAUCACAUCGAGCCUCGGUGGAUCAGACCAAAGGCGAUGCAGCCAAGAACGAGGCGGAAGUGUGGCAGCGGGCGCUGCCGGAACAUGGCGAGGCCCAAGUGCUGAUGAAUGUGCAUCCUUCGUCCGAGCUGGUUCGGAAACGCAUCAUUGCGGUUCGAGCCAAGCUGCGUCGACUGUCGAUGAUUUCGGUCAACGUGUCGUACGAGUUUUCGCUGCGCGGUCGAUGGCCAUCUGCGCGGUACGGCGAGCUGUUUGAGGUGCAGAUGCAGAUCUCCAAGCUUCUGUCGCACUGCCUGGCGAUCUUUGAGCGGCUAGGAGCGGCGUACUCGAUCGCGCUGCUGCGACGGACGCGCUUUCUGGAUCCUCGAUUCUUGGGCGAUGUAGUGAGCGUGAUCAGCAUGUGUUCCACAGCUCUCAAGACCGGCGAGCCGCUACCGCAGGUGACCGCGUGUCCGCUCGUAGAUCGAUUCCUAGAUACCCCGCACGGCUUCAACAUCGCCCAAGAGACCGGCUCGCGCGCCAUCGACGAGAUGCUCGCCACUCUCCCUGCCAAAAUCACGCUGGCAACGCUCCAGGAUGCAGAGUACAUGACGUUCAGUGUCGGCGUCGCCACGCUGUUCGGCUUGGUCGUCAGGAUCGACAAGCUGUGCGUCGCGGUCAAGCAGCUGGUCGGCGAGAGCUAUGCGGUGCCUGUGGAUGUGUAUGGCAUGUUGGGCCGCAGGAUGGGCCAUGAUUGA